AUGGUGUCCCGAGUGUUCACACUGAUUGCUGCUGCCCAGUCUGCAGCAGGUAACAGGGCCGUGCUGCUGGGUUGUAACUCUCAUGGAACCACUCACACUGUCCCUCUGUCUGUGCUCCUGCCAUGUAGCCUCCUGUCAGCUGCUCACUAUCUUUGUCUCCUGCCAGUGGUCACUGUGAUCCUGAAGGCAUUGAUCUACGAUGAGAAGCGGGGUGCCUGCAGUGUGGGUGCCAAUGUGAGGGAUGCUGCCUGCUACGUGUGCUGGGCCUUUGCACGUGCCUACGAGCCGCAGGAGCUGAAACCCUUUGUGACCACCAUUUCCAGUGCAUUGGUCAUUGCUGCAGUGUUUGACCGAGAUGUGAAUUGCAGAAGAGCAGCCUCUGCUGCCUUCCAGGAGAAUGUGGGGAGACAGGGCACUUUCCCCCAUGGAAUCGAUAUUUUGACUGCAGCUGACUAUUUUGCUGUAGGUAACAUAUCCAACUGUUUCCUGGUUAUAAGUGUGUUUAUUGCCGGUUUCCCAGAGUAUACCCAAUCAAUGAUAGACCACCUGCUCACCAUGAAAAUUAACCACUGGGACGGGACCAUCCGAGAACUGUCGGCAAAGGCGCUGCACAACCUGGCCCCACGAGCGCCUGAAUACAGUGCCACUCAUGUGCUUCCAGCCCUGCUGCCCAUGACGCUGAGUCCGGAUCUGCACGUGCGGCAUGGGGCCAUUCUCUCCUGUGCAGAGAUUGUCCAUGCCCUGUACAAGCUGGCAGCUCAGAGGGACAGGCCCGUCACGGACUACCUGGAUGAGAAGGUGGUACAGAGCCUGAAGCAGAUUCACCAGCAGCUUCAUGAUCGUCAUCUCUACAGGGGCCUGGGAGGAGAGCUCAUGAGACAAGCAGUUUGCGUUUUAAUAGAGAACUUGUCACUUUCCAGAAUGCCCUUUAAAGGUGACGCUGUGAUCGAUGGCUGGCAGUGGCUGAUAAAUGAUACUCUGAGAAGUCUCCACCUCAUCUCAAGCCAUUCCAGACAACAGAUCAAGGACGCAGCUGUCUCUGCUCUGUCUGCUCUCUGCAAAGAAUACUAUAGGAAGUUGCCUGGAGAGGCAGGUCCUGCCAUUGAAGAGGAGCUGAUCCCGAGAUACCUUGCCGAGCUCCAGAGCCCAGAGGCGAUGACUCGCUGUGGCUUCUCAUCAGCCCUAGGCACCCUCCCAGACUUCCUUCUGAGGGGCCGCUUGCAGCAGGUCCUCACAGGUCUGAUAGCAGUCACCCGCAUUUCUCCCAAGGAUGUGAGCUUUGCUGAAGCUCGGAGGGACGGCAUGAGGGCGAUCUCCAGGAUUUGUCAGACUGUCGGUGUGAAAGAAGAUGGGACCCCAGAUGAAGCCAUGUGUAGAGAGAAUAUUUCUGAGGUUUAUGCUGCGCUGCUGGAUGGCAUGGAUGACUACACCACAGACAGCAGAGGGGACGUGGGGUCCUGUGUCCGUGAGGCCGCCAUGACCAGCCUGAUGGACCUGACACUUUUGUUGGCACAGACGCAGCCUACGUUGAUUGCAGCCCCUGUGUGUGAGCGCAUCAUGUGCUGUGUGGCUCAGCAAGCAAGCGAGAAGAUAGACCGGAUCCGCGCCCAUGCCGCCCAUGUGUUCCUGACCCUCCUGCACUUCGACAGCCCUCCCAUUCCCCAUGUGCCCCACCGGGGAGAGCUGGAAAAGCUGUUUCCCAGGUCCGACAUGGCCUCUGUGGACUGGAAGGCGGCUUCCCAGGCCUUCCCUCUCAUCACCCAGCUCCUGGGGCUGCCUACUUACCGCUACUAUGUCCUACUAGGGCUGGCUGUAUCUGUAGGUGGCUUGACCGCCUCAACGAUCAGGCAUUCCACGCAGAGCCUCUUUGAGUAUGUGAAGGGAAUUCAGAGUGAUCCGCAGGCCCUGGGGAACUUCAGUGAGACCCUUCUGCAGGUCUUUGAGGACAACCUCUUGAACGACAGGGUGUCCGUGUCAUUGCUGAAGAUGCUGAACCAGCUGCUGGCCAACGGGUGCUUCGACAUCUUCACCACUGAGGAGAACCACCACUUUUGUGUGAAGCUGCUUGAGCUUUGUAAGGAAGAAAUCAAGAAGUCAAAAGACAUCCAGAAACUUCUGUCAAGCAUCUCAGUGCUCUGUGGGAUGGUGCAGUUCUGCGGUGACGUGAGGAAGAAGGUCCUCCUGCAGCUAUUCCUCCUCCUCUGCCACUCGUUCCCAGUGAUCCGGAAGGCUGCAGCGAGCCAGGUGUACGAGAUGGUGCUCACUUAUAGUGACAUGGUGGAUGCAGACGUCCUGGAAGAAGUCAUGGCUGUGCUCAGUGACACAGCCUGGGAUGAGAAGCUGCCAGUUGUAAGAGAGCGGCGGAAUCGCUUGUGUGACCUUCUUGGAGUGCCCAGACCCCAGCUAGUUCCCAAGGUAAUCCCUGUCACUGCCCAGCACUGUGGGGACAAUGUGGUGCUGAUGCUGUCUACCUCUUGAGCUUUGGAGUCCAUAAUGUUCUAGGACCCGCAGUCCGGGUCAGCUUGUUACAGUCAGUGUGUCCACAUGGCCUGUCCCUCUCCUGUCACUGCCCACGUCUUCCCUGGUCCCAUUGGGCAUGCUGAUGUGGUGGCCUGGGCAAUCUCUGUGUCCUCAUGCUGCUGGUUGCCAGGUCUGCAGCUCUUGGAGGAUUCAUGUUGCCCCAGCUCCUCCCUCCUCUAGACUGACAGAUCCUUCCUUCCUUAUGUGGGAGGGAGGCCUGGCUCCUGUGCCCAUGUCCAUCCUCACCACCUUCCACUCUGAGUCCCGUUUUCCAGGUUGUCACUGGAGGGGUUGGGGUGUCCACAGUAUGCAGGCUCAGUGCUGUCAUUGGUGCCCUUCAGACCUCUUCCUGCGUUCUCUAUCUGUGGGGUCUGUCAUGUAUUCUGCACGGGGCAGACAUCUGCCGCAGGCUCCUUUCACCUUUGAACCAAGCACAUUCAAGCUGCUGCUUCCCCUUCUUUUACUGUCUCAGAUCUUUGCCUCCUCCCAGGUUACCUACGCAGGUGGUCUGAUGUUUCCUCAUAGAAAUUCAGAGUCCGCCUGGGACUGGUUGUUGUGGACGGGUUAGGCUGUGUUUCCGUGUCCCCUCUGCUCUGGGCCGAGCACGUCAUCACCACUGACCUGUCAGGUGGCCACAUGUGUGUGGCUCUUUGGAUUCUAUCUAUGUUUCCUGGAUCUUUCUGUCCCUCCAUAAGCCAGGCUCAGUGUGUCUGAUGGAGAUGGAGAAGGCAUGUUGAUGGUGCCUUCCUGUUUCCUUCUCUCCAAGAUUGUCUUGUUGGCCCUUCAGCUUUUCUUGAACUUUUAGAACCAGUGUGUCAGUUUGCACUCGCCUGCCAGGCUUGCCUGCCUUUGCUGUGUCCAGGUGGAGGGAACCCAGGCCUCCAACCCUGGCCAGGCUCAUUUGCCCCUUGCAGCUUCCUGGCCUUUGUCUCAGAGCAGAGCUGUUUCACCUCCUUGUGACUGCUCUUGGUUCAGCCUCUGAUGUUUUCCCUCUGCAUCUCAGUUUGGGAAGUUCCUGCCCCCCUCCAUGCUGGCUGAGUCGAGCUGUCCAAGGCCUUCCUCACCGAUAGGCACUGCCUUCGGAUUCCUGCCUCUGCUCUGUCCCAGCUUCUGUGCUCCCACUCACCUCAUUGCACCCCCUGGGCUGUUUUCAAUUUACAGCCUGCAUCUAGUCUGUCUGAUGCUUGUUCUGUCUGUCAGUAGUGCUGUUUCUUGGCACAUCCCGUAGUUUUCCUUGGGAGCCAGGUGUGAGCUAAGUGGUUUUGGCGAGAUGUCUCUGGAUGGAGCCGCUUUAUUGAUGUUCACUGUGGUGUUGGUCCCAGGGGCUUUCGGUUCCUUCCGCUCCAUUUUGUCUCUACUCUUGUCUUCCUGAAGGGCCCGAGUCCUGCAGCUCUCUGAGCCAGACCCCAGCUUCAUGCUGGAGCUGGUGAGGGCAAAAUAGUGUGGGGAGCAUUCUAUAACUGUUCAGUCAGCUUCUAUCCUCGAGCUGUGGCUGGUCUAUGUCCUUCCUGGUGCUCCUUUCAUUUCCCCUUCUGUUAACCUGUUGUACAGUUCUCCUGCCGUCUGUCUGUGGUUAUGUUGAAGAUGACCCUCUUUCUUAAUAAUCACAGUCUGCAGGAGUCAGGCAGUGGCUUGGUGCCACCUCUACCCCUUGGCCUUCCGGCUGGAGUUGGCUUCCUGUUGGGUCUGCUCCUCCCCUGACCUUCAGCACAACCCUGUGGGCACUUGACAUCUCUGAGGAAAUUCUCUCCUUUUCCUUGCCUCCCUUAUGUGCUGGACUGAGUCCCUAGGCCCGAGCCUCUCCCUCACUGGAGCAGUAGUGUCUAUAUAGGGCGUGGACACCAACCUAGAGGUUUCCAAGUAGCACCUCCAGGAGCAGUGACGAUGGGCUACCUGCUGUGGCGCAGUCUCACCUAUGUCCUUAUUUAGAGAGAGUGUGAACACAUCAGAUGUACAAAUUAAAUGUG
Messenger RNA from Castor canadensis (American beaver), 4487 nucleotides. The record is from RefSeq and is a predicted model, not a curated record. NCBI's taxonomy places the organism in Eukaryota, Metazoa, Chordata, Mammalia, Rodentia, Castoridae.